Molecule: messenger RNA, 2262 nt
Organism: Mytilus trossulus (common blue mussel)
Lineage: Eukaryota; Metazoa; Mollusca; Bivalvia; Mytilida; Mytilidae
Product: protein O-glucosyltransferase 2-like
Exons: 10
Coding region: 175-1740 (521 amino acids)
Cellular component (GO): endomembrane system
Molecular function (GO): protein binding; glucosyltransferase activity
Source: RefSeq, a predicted model, not a curated record
AAACUGACAAUCAUUGAUUGUCCAAAAAGGGGGUGUGUCUGACAAAUAGAACUUCCGGAACACCAGACGAUUUUUUCUUAGCAGGUGCCCGUGGUGCUUGAUUGGUUAAGUGGAUGCAACUUUUGAAAACGAUGUUAUUUAACUGAGGCCUCGGUGUUGUGCAUACUAUUGUAAAUGAAAGUAAUGACAAAAUUCGAACUAUUUCAUAUUUUGUUGUCAAUCCUAAUAUGGCUAAAUCAUUUUGAUUGCAAUUUUGUAAAUGCAUCGUCUGCAUUGGAACAGAAUGUGGAUACCAAAAAAACUUUCAUAUAUGGACCAGGGCUUGAUAAAAAAAUAACAUUACCUGUAAGAUACUUUUAUAUCCAACCUGUGGACAUCAAUAAUCUUAAUAUUACAAGGUCCCUUGGAGACAAAGCUUUUGAUGUGACAGUAACUCAAGCCAAUGGAAACCGUGCUCGUGUAUGGGUACAGUUACUGGAUCCUCAGGAUGGUAGCUACAUUGUACGCUAUAGGCUGUAUGAGUCCUACUCUGAUAUCACCAUUAAUGUCAAAUACAACGAACAAAAUGUGGCGAAAUCUCCUUAUAAACUCUCAGGUAUGGUAUAUCAUGAGAAAUGUAACUGUCCAGUCAAUAGAAUUGAUAAGUGGUUUGAGGUAUUGGGUUGUCCAGAAACCUACCAUCAGAUAGACGAAGAUCUGUCCAUAUUUGACAAUGUGGAUUUAGAAAAGGUUGCAGCUGAAGCUGUAUCUAGGUUUAGUAACAGGGGAAUGCAUAGUCUUAGUCACUACAGAAUCAUUAAUAAUAAGAUAUACAGGAAGACAUAUGGAGAACAUGUAGGAUUCAAGAUGUUUAGUGAUUCUGUUUUAUUAUCCUUGACUCGUAAGGUUUUGUUACCAGAUGUUGAAUUCUUUGUAAACCUAGGAGACUGGCCAUUAGAGAAGAAAGACAAGAAAGAUAACCCACUGCCAAUAUUCUCAUGGUGUGGGUCAGAUCUCACCAGAGAUAUUGUUAUGCCAACUUAUGACAUCACAGAGGCUACUAUUGAAAUGAUGUCAAGAGUUUCUCUAGAUGUUUUCUCAGUUCAGGGUAAUACAGGACCACAGUGGGAGAACAAGACAUCUAAAGCAUUCUGGAGAGGUAGAGACAGUCGACAAGAAAGACUUGACCUAGUUGAGUUGUCUAGGAAACAACCUGAAAUCAUUGAUGCAGCAUUGACACACAUGUUCUUCUUCCCUAAAGAGCCUGAAAAAUAUGGGGAACUUGUCAAAACUAUUUCAUUCUUUGAAUUUUUUAAGUAUAAAUAUCAAAUUAAUAUGGAUGGUACAGUGGCUGCUUACAGAUUCCCGUAUUUACUGGCUGGAGAUGCUGUCGUCUUCAAACAUGAAUCAGAAUAUUACGAACAUUUCUAUCAUGAUCUUCAACCAUAUGUCCAUUAUAUUCCAUAUAAAAAAGAUCUAAGUGACUUAGUGGAACAGAUAGAAUGGGCGAAGAGUCAUGAAGAGGAGGUUUUAAAGAUUGUCAGCAAUGCAAGAUCUUUUGUGAGAGAAAACUUGUUACCAAAAGAUAUAUAUUGUUACCACGCAAAAGUGUUCAAUAAAUUUUCAAAAUUAUUAAAAUACAAACCCAAAUUACCUGAUUCUAGCUGGGAGUUAGUGGAACAGCCUACAGACAAUGAUGCUACGUGUGACUGUAAAAGGCCAACAAAGUCAAAGAAAAAGGAGAAAAAAGAUGAAUUGUGACACCAUUGUUAGUUUCCAUGACUACAUAAUAGUCAUCUGAAGAGGGACCAAUCAUUACGAGAAGGAGGCUAAUUGCCAUGGUCGACAGAUUGACCUAAAUGUGAUGAUGUCAGGAAUGAUUUAAAAUGAUGUGCAAUAUUGAAAUAUUCAGGAGAUAUCUUAUUGACUGUACUUUAGAUUCAUGAUAGUCAUUAUUCAUAAGAGAAUUAUAUUUAAUUUUGAUUUUGGCCCAUCUUUCCAUGACUUCAUUAUUGAAAAUUACUUUCAUAUUGUACAUUUGAAAUGGGUAUUAUUGAAAAGUUUUUUUUUUUUGUUGCAUUAACUUCAUAUUAUGCUAAUAUAAUUUUGUUGCAAUUACGAACCAUAUUUAAUUGGUUUUUUUUUUCCAUUAUUUUUGAAAAACAUCAAUAACCAUAUUAACAAACAACAUUUAUAAAAGUUUAGUGCUUGGUGCUUUUAUUGUGGUGGCAUUAGUAUAACUAGUGACCUUUAUCAAGGGUGUAGUCUUUGAUUUUGAAAAAU